ACAAAGCAUGUUAGCAAACAUACAGGAGUGGGGCGAGCGGUGUCUGCCUGUUAACCAGCUGAUUGUCCACCCAGACAGAAAGCAGGGAGGGAGGGGAGCAGAGAGAGGAGUGACUACUGAUGCUCCAGUAAUCUGCACUGUCUGAGUCAGUGCUGUGUGGAGAGCAAAGCAGCAACAGAAAACAGCAGCUGCAGCAGCGUGAGACACGUUUUCCCCCUCUCUCUCUCCCUCUCUCUCUCUCGCAACCGUCAACAGAGCAGAAGAGCAGCAUGGGAGAGCUGAGUGCUAGGAGGAAGUGAGAGAGCUGUAUAGAAAGCUGACGUUGGAAGGGAGGGAAGUGAAAAGGCAGACACGGUGCCGGCUUCUUUUUUGACAGGCUCGUUCUGUGUUUUUUUUUUGAGUUUUUGGUUGAAAGACAGAGUGUAGGAGAUCGCUACGUUAGUCUAAACUGAUCCAGAGGAAGUUUACUGUCAGAGCUCGGAGGUGGCAGCAGGUUAAGGACUCGACGUGGUGCAGGGAUGUCCUGGUUGUCGCCAGUCCAGUGGGCCAAAUGGACGUGGUCAGCAGUGACUGGGGUCGCGGGGGAAGAUGGGCUGAUGGAGCAGCCAGGAGCAAAGGAUGACAGAGAUGUCAAUUCAGACUCGGAGGGGACCUUUGAGACUCCAGAGGCAGAGUCUCCAUGUGUUGUGAAUCUGCUGAGCCAGCUGGACAACUCCAACCACUCAGUUCUUCCUGAUGUUACAAACCACAUUCUGGACAAGAACUCCAACCAGGAUAUCGGCCCAACUUCUUCUGAAGAGGUCGAUUCCCUGAACAACAUCACCAGCUCAUCCACUAACAACAGCUGCUUCGGUUUGGAUCAGAACCUCAACAUGACCCUGAGCCCUAAACCAGGGGAAGGUCUCUCCCUGUCAAACCCCCUGCCCGAGCAUCAAGCCACCCGGCCCCCAUCACUGUCAGUUAUCUCCCCGCUGAACAAACCCGACCCUUCAGAGGUGGAUGACGAGGCUCCUGUGACAUCUGACUCCAGCCCAGACUCAAACCUGACACCCAGCCGUGACAUUUGUGUGGAUGCUGACUUGCUCAACGGCAACGUGAAUGCUGACUCUACGCUCGUGAAACUGGCGUGUAACUUGGAGGGAAGCAAGACCAGCGGCAAAAUUAUCACGAACUCCUGUAAAGUAAAGCAGAACGAGCCAAUGCAGAAGGACUUCAGUGGAAAAGACGACCAUCACGGAGGCCACGCCACAGAUGAGGAGAAGUUGGCAAGCAGUGCUGGUGUCAAACCGGACAAGGACCAAAGCAUCCAAGACUGCCAUGUGACAUCCAAACCUGUCGAAGCAGACUGCUGCUCUGUGCAAUACGAGGACCCGUGCAAAUUGAAGAACAAAUUGGGGGGAAGUGAGAUGCAGAAAACGGGAAGUCAGGUCCUGGAUUCCAUCUGCAUCAGCGAGGCAGAAAAACAGGCCGUUCUCACCCUCAUCAGGGAGGAGAUUCUCACUAAAGAGUCAGAAGUCAAUGAAUGGAAGAAAAAGUAUGAGGACUGCAGACAAGAAGUCAAUGAGAUGAGGAAGAUUGUUGCUGAGUAUGAGAAGACAAUUGCUCAGAUGAUUGAGGAUGAGCAGCGCAACAACGUCAGUUCCCAGAAGGCUUUGCAUGCUGUGACGAUGGAGAAGGAAGCUGCCAUGGCAGACCUGAACUCUGUGGAGCGGUCGCUCUCUGAUGUGUUUCGUCGCUAUGAAAAUAUGAAGAGCACAUUGGAGGGCUUUAAAAAAAAUGAGGAGGUGCUGAAGAAAUGCGCUCAGGAGUAUCUGGCCAGAGUGAAGCAGGAGGAGCAGAGAUACCAGACACUCAAACUCCACGCUGAGGAAAAACUAGACAAGGCUAAUGAGGAGAUCGCCCAAGUACGUGCAAAGGCAAGCUCGGAGAGCAUGGCACUGACCGCCAGUCUGAGGAAGGAGCAGAUGAAGAAUGAGUCCCUGGAACAAGCCCUGCUGCAGAAGAAUCAAGAGAUUGAAGAGCUCACCAAGAUCUGUGAUGAGCUGAUUGCAAAAAUGGGAAAAGUAGAUUGAGAGACACUUCCUGUGAAUCAGCCACUGCCGUCCCUCCGGUCCUGCUGACAGUGACGUCCUGUGCAUGUCCCCAGCCAAGAAGCAGCUCUCACAUCCCAUGCCAGCCCUGCAACUCGGAGACUGCUCAUGUACAGAUGUCUUAAAGUAACUUCCUGUAUACUACAAUACUUGUGACGAGAAUCGAAGAAGAUUCUGUACAUGCUAAAUAUUGUUGGGACUCUGUCGUAUGUUGUCACUUUGUUAUGUUUGCUUUUUGUGUCCAUUAUGAGGCCAUCUGGACCCCUCGUGCUUUUGUCCAUCAUGCCGGUGAACAACAACCUGCUUGUGACUCAGCUUAAAUUCCCAGCAGCUUAACAGCUAAAUUCUCAGCUGCUACUCCUCCAGCAGGAUGACAUCAGCUUUAAUGCAGCCAGGAGGUUGUUUUUGAGUUGUAUUUAGGCAUAGGCUUGAAUGGGCUUUGACAAGGAUUGUUUUAUAUGAAGCAACAAUCCAUAAAAUAUAUUUUUCUAUGAAGUAAACAAGGAUUUUACUCUGAAUUGGAGAAGCUCAGGGGUAUUGUGUGGAGUAGAAUUGAGGCCAGAGUGGGCAAGAACAGGAGGAAAGGAUUUGGGGUUGUUUGAGGAAACACAGUGGACCUUAAAGGUCUUGAUUUGUUCAGGAGGAACACUGCACCACAGUAAGUCUGGACCACACGUCAGUGACACAAUAGCUUAAAAUAAUAUUCAGCGCUUGCUUUAACUUGUCUGCAGUACUACACAGUCUGGAUUAUGGUCUAUUCAAGUAGCUGCAGAUAAUUUAUCUCACAGAAAAGUAUAAUAAAACUGACAAUCGAGGAUUUUCCUGUGAUUACAUAAAAGUUUAGGUGUUGUCCUGUUUGUGAUGUGAAGUCCAUAAACAGUCGACUUCUUCCUGAAGUGUAAACAACAUCAACAGUACAUUAGUUUUCCUUUAUUAAGAAUGUGUUAAACAUAAUUACUCUAUAUUUUGGUUGAGAAUAUUUUUAAAAAUAUUAGCAAGUGAUGCAAUACUACAACUGUUGUUGUUUUUUAUCACUCUGUAUCUGAUUGAAUAAUUGUCUUUGUUUUCAUCACUUGUUACCACCAAACAGGAAACUAAGAUUUUCACAGCUUCAUAAGAAGUGUUGUCUGACACUAAUGAGUGAUGAGGAUGUGAGUUCUUACGCCUGUAAUUACAGCUCUGCACUAGUUAUCAUAACAGAUAAAUAUGUUAUGUUGCAUGUCAAUUUUCACAACUUUCCAUUUAUCAGGCUGUAAAUGAGUGAAUACAGAUGGGUGUCACUGUCACAUACCGGUGCCACUCAAUACCUGGGUAUCAGUACUGAAAGCAAAUCAGUACUCUUCAACAUUUUACAAAACAAACUAAACUUCUCAGACCCGUAGAUGUUGGAUGAAGGCGCAACACAACCAUUUGCAUUUUAAAUACUGUAUAACAUAUGGAAAAUAUAAUAUAAUUAAAUCAAACAAUAUUUUGUCAAUAAAUAAAACUAGUCCAAGAAUUUGGCAAACUCUAUGGAGCUAAUUCAGUCUGUUGAUUUUCAGCCUCAUUAGCACCAAUGUGUAAAUCCACUCAUGACUCAGACCCACUGAGGUGCCACAGUUUAUCUUUGUGCCAAUUUAAUGUCACAUUAUUGCUUUGCUGUUUUUGCUCCUUUCUUUAAUUAUUGUUUGAUAUUUGUAUAUUAGAAAUGGUGAUCUCACACUUGUGUUGACACCUUGAGCACUAACAGGCUGAGUGUGUGUGUACAUUA
Molecule: messenger RNA, 3840 nt
Organism: Scomber japonicus (chub mackerel)
Lineage: Eukaryota; Metazoa; Chordata; Actinopteri; Scombriformes; Scombridae
Product: transforming acidic coiled-coil-containing protein 1-like
Exons: 13
Coding region: 519-2072 (517 amino acids)
Biological process (GO): cerebral cortex development; mitotic spindle organization; cell population proliferation
Cellular component (GO): cytoplasm
Source: RefSeq, a predicted model, not a curated record